CCCCUGCCCACCUUCUGCCCCCAGAUCAAAUCCCAGCAGAGCGAAGUAACCCGCAUCCUGGAUGGGAAGCGCAUCCAGUACCAGCUAGUGGACAUCUCCCAGGACAACGCCCUACGGGAUGAGAUGCGAGCCUUGGCGGGCAACCCCAAGGCCACCCCACCCCAGAUUGUUAAUGGAGACCAGUACUGUGGGGACUAUGAGCUGUUUGUGGAGGCUGUGGAACAAAACACGCUGCAGGAGUUCCUGAAACUGGCCUGAGCCAAGCCCAGACUGGCCAACUGCAUUCCCUCCCCACAUUCCCCAGCCCCCGCCAUUGUGGGCCAUGAAGGACCUUGUGACCAACUCCCUGUUAUUCCUCACCUUCUGCCCUCGGAGCCCUGUCCCCCAUCCCAAGCCCCUCCUCCUCCCUUUAACUGUAGCCCCCUCUCCUCAUUCAGAGGCAGCAUUCCUGACCCAGUAGUCUCAGAAAUUGUCUUAAGCAACAGCCCAAGUGCUCGCUGUCUCAACCUGGCCCUGGGACUGCCACCCUGCCUGGCACUGGCUAAUGGGCAUCUUCGUUGGUUCCAUUAGCCUGGGCUCUGCCAAAGGCCCCGCAAUCCCCAACCUGGGAGCACCCUAGAGACAAUUAAAUGUCCCAUUCCA
Molecule: messenger RNA, 642 nt
Organism: Myotis brandtii (Brandt's bat)
Lineage: Eukaryota; Metazoa; Chordata; Mammalia; Chiroptera; Vespertilionidae
Gene: SH3BGRL3
Product: SH3 domain binding glutamate-rich protein like 3
Exons: 2
Cellular component (GO): cytoplasm
Source: RefSeq, a predicted model, not a curated record